UCGGGUACGAGACGUUGGGUCGUUCCAUGUACGUAAACACUUUGUCUCCUGCCCGUGUUGGCAAGGCGGCGGCCAGGGCGGCUGUAAGUUGGAAAGUCUAAGUACUCUACACUAGAACAGACGUCGAGAUUUCGAUCAGCUAAUUAUCUCCAAUUGAUGUACGUACAUCCUACCUAUGUGUCCCCAAUGCUGUCUUGACGUCUGUCCUGUAUCGGCUUCCCCGCUUUCCAUAUCUCAUGUGGUGGCAUGGGGCUUCUUAUACAAAAUAAUAGCCACUUUACUUCCUCCCUGUUUUACUUCAUCAUUCCUUUCCUUUCUGGCCCAUUGAAGUGAGUGGCGUUUCCUCCUCUUCUCCGAAUCACCUGCAGGUAUCAGCUGAGGACCUUCAAUUCGCUAUUCCAAAUCUCACAAUCCACUUCACUUUGUAUUACUUCUUAAUCACAGGUUAGUCAGUGCGGACUUGAAGCUGGAUAUUGGGUGUAAGAAACCAUCUCAGACGAACACGCCAGCAUAACAAGUGACACCACAUGGCCUCCAGACUUCUUCGGAGCAGCUAUAGCGGCAGCCUACGUGCCGUUUCUACUGCUUCGACGGUUCGACCUGCGGCCGUUUCCGCAGUACACCAGUUCUCUAACCGUCGCCAGUUUACUGCCUCUAGCAGCAAGAUGGCAUCAUCAUUCUACAAGGACUGGGAGCCAGAGGGUCCCACGGUCAAGACCGAGAUUCCGGGCCCCAAAGCCAAGGAGGCCAUCAAGGAGCUUGAUGAGGUCUUUGACACUCGGAGCUUGAACAUGCUCACUGAUUACCAUAAGAGCGUGGGCAACUACAUUGCCGAUCCUGAUGGCAAUGUCUUGCUUGAUGUCUACGCUCAAAUUGCCUCCAUUCCCAUCGGCUACAACAACCCCGUCCUGCAAGACGCCGCCCGCAGUUCCGACAUGGUCAACAGCAUCAUCAACCGCCCCGCCCUCGGCAACUUCCCGCCCACCGACUGGGCCUCGGUGCUCAAGACGGGCAUCCUCAAGGUCGCGCCCAAGGGGCUCAACCAAGUCUUCACCGCCAUGGCCGGCUCCGACGCCAACGAAACCGCCUACAAAGCCGCCUUCAUGUGGCGCCGGCAAAAGGAGCGCGGCGGGCCCCAGGUGGAAUUCACCGCCGAAGAAAUGGAGUCCGCCAUGAUCAACCAAUCGCCCGGCGCUUCGUCCUUGUCCAUCCUCUCCUUCAAGUCCGCCUUUCACGGCCGCUUGUUCGGCUCGCUGUCGACCACCCGCUCCAAGCCCAUCCACAAGCUGGACAUCCCCGCUUUCGACUGGCCGCAGGCGACUUUCCCGCUGCUCAAGUACCCCCUCGAAGAGCACGCCGAAGAGAACGCGGCCGCCGAGCAGGCCGCGCUGGACGAGGUCGAGCACCUGAUCAAGAACUACCACAUCCCGCCCGCGGCGGUGAUCAUUGAGCCGAUCCAGUCCGAGGGCGGCGACAACCACGCCUCGCCCGCCUUCUUCCGGGGUCUGCGCGCCAUCACCAAGAAGCACGGCGUCCUGCUGAUCGUGGACGAAGUCCAGACGGGCGUCGGCGCCACAGGAAAGUUCUGGGCGCACGAGCACUGGGACCUGCAAGACCCUCCCGACAUGGUGACCUUUUCCAAGAAGGCGCAGACGGCCGGUUACUACUUUGGCAACCCGGAGCUGCGGCCCAACAAGCCUUAUAGGCAGUUCAACACGUGGAUGGGCGACCCGGCCAGGGCUUUGCUCUUCAAGGCCAUCAUUGGCGAGAUUGAACGGUUGGGACUAGUGGAGCAUACGGCUCGCGUGGGUGACUAUCUGUAUGGCAAGCUGGAAGGACUGGCGCAGAAGUAUCCGGGCCAGUUUGCGAAUCUGAGAGGCAAAGGACAGGGAACGUUCAUUGCGUUUGAUAACCCGCGCAGAGACGAGUUUCUGGCGAGGGCGAAGAAGUUUGGGGUGAAUAUUGGCGGCAGUGGACAGAGCGCGGUUAGGUUGAGGCCCAUGUUGAUUUUCGAGGAGAAGCAUGCGGAUAUCUUGGUGGAUGCUUUGGAGAAGAUUGUCAAGUCGUUUCAAUAAAUGAUGAGGGAGUGAUGGUCAUGACUGAUGGGACUUGAGGGGCUUGUAUGAUGUGCGCCGGAAAACAGAAUGGCAGGAGGAAUCCCAUUUCCCGGAGCGGGAGUUUGGAAAAGAAAUCGAAUUGACCAAUCAUCUCUGUGCACAUUUGGUAUAAUGGAAAUGAUGAGCAUGACUCCCUUCGACGAUAUGCUUCAAACAUCAUCAUGCGAUCAACAUCCACAUAUGCCAUGGAUGUCUUCUCGUCGUGAAAGAAGAGGAUAACUCUGUGUCGUGAAAGCGCGAAGGCUCAUCUAUAAUAUACAUAUUCAUACGACAAUGCCUGCAUUAACUCAUAAACGCUAUCCUACAUAAGAUACAAAC
Messenger RNA from Neurospora crassa OR74A, 2435 nucleotides. RefSeq names its product 4-aminobutyrate aminotransferase. NCBI's taxonomy places the organism in Eukaryota, Fungi, Ascomycota, Sordariomycetes, Sordariales, Sordariaceae. The transcript is spliced from 3 exons. Gene Ontology annotation, molecular function: pyridoxal phosphate binding. Bases 528 to 2075 code for a protein of 515 amino acids. Gene Ontology annotation, cellular component: mitochondrion. Gene Ontology annotation, biological process: GABA catabolic process. The record is from RefSeq and is a predicted model, not a curated record.